Monosiga brevicollis MX1 is the source of this 1822-nucleotide messenger RNA. RefSeq lists its product as uncharacterized. Gene Ontology annotation, biological process: rRNA processing; positive regulation of transcription by RNA polymerase I. Gene Ontology annotation, molecular function: protein binding. Gene Ontology annotation, cellular component: nucleolus. Bases 1 to 1575 code for a protein of 524 amino acids. The record is from RefSeq and is a predicted model, not a curated record. Lineage: Eukaryota; Choanoflagellata; Craspedida; Salpingoecidae. The transcript is spliced from 9 exons.
AUGGUCAUGCUCUCUCCCAUUUUCCUCUCUCCCUGUUCACUGUGUGUGGUGUUGUCGGGCACACCGAGAACAAUGGCAACGGCAUUUCAACCUGUUGUGGUCAAGCAGUACCCGCGACUCGUCAAGAGUCAGCCUGCGCAGGAGCGCUACUGGUCACAGCUUCGGGUUCCCGUGGUGCACAAGGAGAAUGGUCACGUGUUGAGCACAGCCUAUUCGCCCACGGCACCUCACAAUCUGGCUGUCGCUGCUGGCGCUCAAGUUGUCAUUUAUGAAGCUCGAACUAACCGUGUCAAGCACACGCUGACUCGAUUCAAAUCUGAUGUCACGAGCGUGGCCUACCGAGAGGAUGGCAAGCUUCUAGUUACUGCCACACGUGACGGCGGCGUGGCUCUUCAUGAUGCUGCCGGUCGCUCAACGCUGCGUCGCUUCGAUGCCCAUAGCAGGGCGUCAUUUGUGGCCAAGUUUUGUACCGACACGACGCGAGUGUUCAGCGGAGGUGAUGACAGCCUGGUCAAACUUUGGGACGUUGCGAUUGAGCAAGUGGUCGCUACGUUUGAAGGUCAUGAGGAUCACGUUCGUGCCGGUUGUGCUGUGCCCAACGGCGAUACCUUCUUGACUGGUAGCUAUGACCACAAAGCUCGACUUUGGGACCCGCGCAUGUCCACGUGUGCCAUGACCUUUGAUCAUGGUGGUCCCAUCGAAUCCGUCCUUGCCUUCCCGCACGGUGCUCUUGCCGUCACCGCUGGCGAGAACCGCUUGCAAGUAUGGGACCUUGUGGCCGGUGGACGCAUGCUGCAAAGCGUGUCAAACCAUCAAAAGACCAUUACCGACAUUUGUCUCGAUGGCUCUGGCCACCACUGCUUUUCCGCAGGCCUUGAUCGCAUGGUCAAGGUGUAUGACGUGUCCGACUGGCGGGUUCUCAACAGUUUCAAGUAUUCCAACCCCAUUCUUUCUCUUGAUGUGGCGCCGGAUGACUCGCACCUGGCUGUUGGUAUGACUGCGGGACUUUUGAGUGUUCGGCAUCGUGCCAGUGUCAAGUCGGGGGAUGCCGACAAGGCAGAUCGUGUGCCUCGCAAGGCUCCACGUGGUGGCACCUACCGCUACCGUGUGCGGGGUUUGCAAUAUAAGCCUACGGCCGUGGACACUGUCAUUUCAGGCAACAACCGUCCCAAGCUGAAGGCGUUUGACCGCCAUUUGCAAAAGUUCCAUUAUGCCGCCGCCCUGGACUCUGUUUUUGAACGCCACUACUCGUCCAUCAUCGUUGCCAGUGUGUUGCAAGAGCUGUCCGAGCGCAAUGCUCUUCACUCGGCGUUGGGUGGGCGUGACGAGUCAUCUCUCGUCCCCAUCCUCAAGUUUUGUGUCAGAAACAUUGACGACCCUCGACACACGCGUCUUUUGGUGAUGGUGUCGGAGGUGCUCUUGGACCUGUAUGCACCCGGCCUGGGCCUUUCGGCGCAGGUCGACGAUUACUUUUUGCGCUUGCGCGACAAGGUGUCUGCCGAGCUGCAACUACAAAAACAGCUCAUCGCCCUUCAAGGCAGUCUUGAGCUGCUUCUGGGCGUGUCCGAGCAGUAAUUGUCUCUUUUUUUUCUCCCGUCUUCCUUCUUUUUCGUCUUUUUUUUUUUCGAGUAGUCACGUUACCCGCGUGAUGAGCGCAAAGCGUUUCUUUUUCUCUUCCUCACUCACAUCUUUUGCUUGUAAAUUUUUUUUUUUUCUGAAGAUGAUGAGCAUCUGGAUGUUCAUCUGUUAGCUGAGCUAACCUUCUCUUCAUGCGCGAUCCCUUGUGGAGCACAGCACACCCCUAAUCGAUGCUACCAACUUC